CGGUUUGUUCGGAAUUUUGUAUCUGGCCAUGUCUCGUGAUUCAAUGAAAGCAAGCGAUAAUGCCACGCCGGUCCCCUCUGAGGAGAGAGAUCAGUCGGAUCUUAUCUCGGCUGGGUCGCAGGACCUGCACCGUCGACUCAGAGGUCGAGAGGUGCAGCUGUUCGCGGUUGGAGGAGCGAUCGGAACUUCGCUCUUCGUGCAAAUGGCCGCUGUCUUGCCCAAGGCUGGACCUGCCGGACUGUUCCUCGGUUUUGUCGCGUACGCCACUAUCGCCUUGAGUGUUAAUCAAUGCUUCGCGGAGAUGGUGUGCUACCUCCCUGUGCCCUCGCCGUUUGUCCGGCUAGCGAGUCACUGGGUGGAUGAUGCCUUGAGCUUUGCGAUGGGAUGGAAUUGGUUCCUGAAUAUGGCCCUUGGUAUUCCUUAUGAGAUUGUCGCUAUCAAUGUCUUGCUCACUUACUGGACUGAUAAAAUUCCCGUGGCUGUUGUGGUGGUGAUGUUGAUCUUGAGCAACAGACUUCUGAACAUAUUGACUGUCAGAUACUUCGGCAUUUCCGAGUUCUAUCUGUCCAUCUUCAAGAUAUUCCUCAUGCUAGGCUUGAUCAUGUACACGUUUGUUACUAUGGUUGGCGGUAAUCCGAGACACGACGUCUAUGGAUUCCGAUACUGGCGUGACCCGGGUGCCUUCGUCUCUUACCUCGUCCCUGGUGACACCGGACGGUUCUGUGGAGUAGUUGCGAGCAUGGUCCAAGCAUCCUUCACCAUGGUCGGACCCGAGUACAUCUCCAUGGCCGCCGCCGAAGCCGAGCGACCCCGAACCGUCAUGAAAAAGGCCUACUCCGCCUUCGUCUGGCGACUGAUGUUCUUCUUCCUCGGCGGUGCUCUCUGCAUGGGCAUCGUGCUUCCGUACGACGACCCCGUGCUGGCCGCAACCCUCGAUGGAACGCGUGAAGGGAGCGGGACCGGCGCAGCAUCCCCCUACGUCAUCUCCAUGGACCACUUCAACAUCAAAGGCCUCCCCUCCCUCGUCAACGCCCUCAUCAUGACCUCCGUCUUCUCCGCCGGCAACAACCUCGUCUUCUCCGGCGCCCGCACCCUCCACGGCAUGGCCCUCGAAGGCCAAGCCCCGGCCUUCCUGUCCCGCUGCAACCGCGCAGGUCUCCCCUACUACGCCGUCGCAUGCACGAUGGUCUUCUCAGCGCUCGGCUUCCUGCAAGUCAGCAACAGCUCGGCGACGGUGCUCAACUGGCUCGUUAGCAUCAUCACUGCCUCCUACCUCCUCAACUACUUCGGUACCUGCAUCACCUAUCUCCACUUCCACGCUGCCUGUCGUCGUCAAGGCGUCGACCGCAACUCGCUGCCCUAUAAGGGGCUCUUCCAGCCCUAUGCGGCGUGGUACACCGUCUUCGGGACGGGGAUCAUGAUGCUGGUUCUGGGGUUUGAUUUAUUCUUUGAUGGGCAGUGGGAUACGACGAGCUUCUUUUUGAAUUAUACCAUGAUUGGGUUCUUUGUUGUUACGUUCAUCUUCUGGAAGGUGGCCCGUAGGUCCAGGUAUGUGUGGCCUGGGACGGCUGACUUGCAGUUUAAUGGGUUGAAGGCGGAGAUUGAUACAUAUGAGGCUUGUUUUGUGCCGAAGAAGAGGGGGAGGGUGGGGAGGAUUUUCAAUGGGCUUUUUGAGUAG
This is a messenger RNA of Aspergillus steynii IBT 23096, 1678 nucleotides long. RefSeq lists its product as uncharacterized. Lineage: Eukaryota; Fungi; Ascomycota; Eurotiomycetes; Eurotiales; Aspergillaceae. Bases 29 to 1678 code for a protein of 549 amino acids. Gene Ontology annotation, cellular component: membrane. The record is from RefSeq and is a predicted model, not a curated record. Gene Ontology annotation, biological process: amino acid transmembrane transport. The transcript is spliced from 8 exons. Gene Ontology annotation, molecular function: amino acid transmembrane transporter activity.